This is a messenger RNA of Coccomyxa subellipsoidea C-169, 760 nucleotides long. RefSeq lists its product as hypothetical. The annotation marks the transcript as partial. The transcript has 2 exons. NCBI's taxonomy places the organism in Eukaryota, Viridiplantae, Chlorophyta, Trebouxiophyceae, Coccomyxaceae. The record is from RefSeq and is a predicted model, not a curated record.
GCCUAAAGAUACGACAGAUGCCACUUCGUGCAAAGACGGGCUGUGCAGGCAUGUGAAAGCAUUAAGGACUGUCUGUCAUCGUCACAUUAUACUAUCACAGCAGACUGGUUGCCGUGCAUGCUGAGGCUGCUCAUCUUUGCGAUCGUAAACAAUAAUUUUCCUCAAGCAAUGCCUAUGAAGUCCAAAUCCCUUGUCAUCGGUGUCUUUGUGAGAAGGAAUGCCAAGCCAUCUUGAAGUCUGGGAGGGGCCAUGGUGCAUCAUACACUUGUACAGACUAUUCUUGAAUUUGGCUAUGGCGAAACCGUUGGUGAAGACAUCGUACUGGAGACAUUUCAGGCUUACCUUAGAGGCAAAGAUAAGAACGAGUCUCAAGUGAGCGCAGCUGAUUUUGGUGAAUUUUUUGAGUACUUUCUCCAGAAGCAUGAAAGGCGCAUCCCAAGCGACACAGACGAUGAAGCUGACCCAGAACCGCAAGUCUGGCAUCAGCCAGAGGAGUCAGAGGAGGAUGCAGAGGCAGACAGCGUCGGUGGAUCUCUUGAGGACUCAUCCGCCAGUGAAGGGCAGUUCCAUGCGUGCAGAAGGGAGCGCUCUGGCCACAGGCGGCGGAUCCUGGAUGAGCCAGAUGACAUUGAGAGCUUUGAAGACGAGGAUGACCUGUCAGCCGUUGGCAUCGAAGUGGUGCAGCCUCCAAAGAAGAAGGCAGCGACAGGGUCCACUGGACAAGGCAACAUCACAUCAUUCUUUGGCAAGCUCCCGCUGG